Molecule: messenger RNA, 2098 nt
Organism: Bursaphelenchus okinawaensis
Lineage: Eukaryota; Metazoa; Nematoda; Chromadorea; Rhabditida; Aphelenchoididae
Source: the annotation of a GenBank genome assembly
AUGGCAAGAAGCUCAACUCCAGAAGACGACUUUAACCGAAACCCGUUCGCAUGCGUAAGUCCAAAGAAGAAGACAGCUACAACGGUGGCGAAACAACAAUCAGCUCAAAAAACCCACAGACAUCUAUGAAAAAGAAGUCGUAAAAGAAUGACUAUUAGUAAUUUUGUAAAACAUGUCAUUAGAUCUUGGAAAAAUACCGAGUUAAGUUACUACACCUAAAAGAAUAACAAUAAUACCAAAACUUUUUGUUUUAACAUAUCCAGGUACUUCAACCAUGAAAGUAAGACAGUAACGUAAAGCAGGAAACGUAAAGUAGAUUUUUUUAAAUGAGUAUUUACUGCGUGAUGCUUUAUAAGAAUGGAGAGAUUACAGCUUUAGUUAUAAUGACCGCAUUUUUCAUUGUAUUGUAGAACUGUGGUAUAAACAACAAAACAAUUAUGAAUUUGGAAAAAGCGUACUUAAUAAAAAAAGCCAAGUUUAAGAAAAUUCAACCAAAAUUAGUUAUGUUUAUUACCUUGCCACAUAGGUAAGACUAUAAUAAAGGUAAGGCUUAUAGAUAGGACUGUAAUAAAACUAAGGCUUAUUGGUAAGACUGUAAUAAAGCUAAGGCUUAAGUUGGGGCAAGCCUCGCAUCGGUUCUAUCAAGAGAAUAGGGUUGGACAUUUACCGGUGAAUGUAAAUUUACCGGUAAAAACCGGUAAAUUCGCCAGUUUGCGAAAAAUUUCGUAAGGUCCGAUCAGGACAGUUUGGUGGCAAACGACCUAUCAAAAAGGUCGUUCCAAAAUCUUACUAUAACUCUCUUGUAUGUCUUAUAGUUGACGUUACCUAACAAACUUAUAUAGAAUAUGCUGGGACAAUGAUUUGAUUUUACUAAAUAUACAAAAAAACGUAAUUCUUAUAGAUAAAACAAUAAUGAAGCUAAGGCUUAUAGGUAAGACUAGUAGAGAAGAAUAAACACUGCGCUGUAAUUAAAAACGUAAUUAGACAAAACGGUCAAAUUGAAAAAAAAUCAACCAAAAUUUUGUAGUUUUGUCUUAAAAUGUAGUUAUAUGUCAGACUGUUGAACAUUGACCCAUCUAAGCCUUAAAAAUGUCAAUUUUAAUAUUUUUGGUUCAUCUUGAUUACAACAUAUCCUGGUGAGUAGGAAUUAAGAUAAUCGUCUACGCUACGGUAAAGUUCAUGUUGGUCUUAUAAGAAAGUAUAUAAACUGUUUGUUACAGUAGAACCAGCACAAUUUUUUUAUAAAAAUAUUCGUAGAAAACGACAUAAGCGACCCGCUGCGAUACUUUGUAAAAAAUUUUGUAGCAAUAACUCAGGUGGAUCGUUUGGUAGUAAGAUAGAGUAGCUUUUGACAAACGGUCUUUGGUAGACUUGACACGGCUAAUAACAAACAUACAAUAUUUAAAAUGAUCCGGGUUUAGGCGUAUUCGGAUAUGACGUUGGAACAGAUGGAACUCGACCAGACCCAAGCUGAAGAAAGAUACCAGCAACUGGCUGCUUUGUACGAAGAAGUCUCAACGCGGCUCCAAUUGGUCGAACCAAGAGUGUCAUACGGUCUGACAUCCAAACCUUGGUCAUGGAGAAGUCUCAAUUACAAGCGGAGAAUCAACGUUUGUACCAAAUGAACAUGAAUCUGCGUUCUCUCGUUGAACCAUGGAAGGUAGUUCCGGAAUAAGAUUUUGACGUGUUUAAGUUAACCACGGAUUCCACCAUCACGGACAGAAUCCAAAACCCUCGGAUGCAGUUCGACGUAACGAAAGUCGACCAAUUGUUUAAGGAUCUCGCCAACCGGAUUCCGCACACAUGCUUGUCUUGGACAUACGGCCGGUACACGGUCAAAUCGGACGAAUUGUACAAAAUUUUGUACACAAACGGAAUAUUCUCAACCGGCAUUUCCAAGAACGAAACAUACGGCAGAGUGCCGGACGUAAUGCAGUUAGGUCACUCUGCUUCAUACGGACAUGCCUUUAUGUCUACUGAAACGCUAGUUCAUGCCAUGAGAUUUGCGUGGAAAAAGGUACGGAACUACAGUUACAAAUCGGCAACUGAUUUCAAAUUGAGAAACCAGAUACUUUUGCCACAGGGUGCGGCCGUAUAA